AUGCCUUCUGAAAUCCCUGGACCGCCUGGUGUGCCCGUUUUGGGCAACAUCUUUGAUGUCAACCCCAAUGAGACCUGGAACUCUCUGAACAGCCUGGCCAGCAAAUAUGGUCCCAUUUUCAAGAUCAACGUGCUGGGCCACCAACUCGUGUUCAUCUGCAGCGUGGCUCUGCUCGAGGAAGUCUGCGACCAAACCCGAUUCCGCAAGUGUGUGACCGGACCCGUCGUUGAGAUCCGGUACUCCGUCCACAACAGCUUGUUCACUGCCUAUGACGACGAGAAGAGCUGGGGAAUCGCUCACCGGAUCAUGAUGCCACACCUGACCCAGGAAGCCACCGAUACCACCUACAAUGACAUGAUGGAGGUCGUCCCGGACCUCACCAAGAAAUGGAGCGCGGGCACCAAGCAACGCGUCAAGGCCAGUGAUGAUCUCGAUUUGAUUUUGGUGGCUUCGUGUAUGAAGUGCUUCUUCAACGAGCGGGUGGAGGUGCUGGGUGAAAAGACUGAGACUCAAAAAAAAGCUUGGGGUUUGGUCCAGGCAUUCGAGGGUGCCACCAUGGAAGCUAUGAAGCGACCGAGUCGCCCGAAGGUGUUGAAUUGGCUAUACCAGAGUCGCUUCUCCUCUCAGACCAAGACAAUGCGCAAUUACGCCGCCGAUAUCGUUAAGGGCCGGACGGACCAUCCAGAGUUGGCUCGCAAGGAUAUGUUGGACGCCCUCUUGAACGGUGUGGACCCAGAGAGUGGCUCGAAGCUUGAAGCCUCUCAGGUUCUGGAUGAGAUUGUUACGAUCUUCAUCGGCGCUGCGACGGCCGCCAAUCUUCUCACCUAUGCGGUAUACUACCUCAGCAAAAACCCCGAAGCCCUGAAGAAGGGCCAAGCUGAGAUCGACUCUAUUGUAGGCGAUGGUCCGAUUGACCUGGCUCACUUGAAGCAGCUGAACUACGUCGAGGCCAUUCUACGUGAGACCAUCCGUCUGUCUGCCACCGCGCCCGGCUUUAACAUUGAGCCGAUUCCCCGCGCCGACCCUAAGGAUAAGACUCCUGUGAUCCUCGGUGGAGGAGAAUAUGAGAUCCCCUACAACCAGCCCAUGAUUGCCAUUCUAAACGCAGUCAACCGUGACCCGGCCGUGUUUGAGGACCCAUUGGCCUUCAAGCCCGAGCAGGUGAUCGGCGACAAGUGGGACAAGCUGCCCGCCGCCGCCAAGAAGGGCUUCGGUAACGGCAAGCGCGAGUGUAUCGGUAAACUGUGGGCCUGGCAAUGGUCGUUCUUCACCUUGGCCAGCAUUAUCAAGGACGUCACGUUCGAGCUGGAGGAUCCGGACUACAAACUCCAUGCCAAUGGUGCCUUUAGCAUCAAGCCACUUGAUAUGUACGUUCUCAUGAGCGGACGCCAAAAAUAA
This is a messenger RNA of Penicillium odoratum, 1398 nucleotides long. RefSeq lists its product as uncharacterized. The coding region runs from base 1 to 1398 and encodes 465 amino acids. The transcript is spliced from 2 exons. Gene Ontology annotation, molecular function: heme binding; iron ion binding; monooxygenase activity. The record is from RefSeq and is a predicted model, not a curated record. NCBI's taxonomy places the organism in Eukaryota, Fungi, Ascomycota, Eurotiomycetes, Eurotiales, Aspergillaceae.